AUGGCCGCCAUCCUUCUAAGGAGGGCGAUCUCGGCAGACUUGUUGCCUGGUUUCGAUGCCGAUAGCGACCGCAAAAAAUACGUGCUGCUGUUGGGUGGAGAGCCUCGUCUCCACGUGAAGACCAAGUCCGCGCAGACCUCGAGUAUCGAGAUCUGUUGCGAGACAGAUCCAGACAAUUGCACGCGUUACGCGCUGGAGCACUCCUUGAUUGAAUUCGACGAGAAACCUGCCAUCCUCGAGAUUCCGGCCGCGUCAUCCACGAGGUGCAGUCUGACCGCUCGAGGCUUGAGCAAGAAGUCAUCGACAACGCUGGAUUUGAUGGUGGCGGUGAAGUCCGUCAAGAAUGUGUGUGACUGUCACAACAACAUCUGCAGCUGCUGCAAUGGUUAUCAGGGUGAACUCGAUGCAGACGGAGAGGAAGUACAGAAAUUGUGGGCGACUGAUUUCUGCACUCCAGUUCCCUGUCACAUUGAUAACUCAAACCGGAAACCGGGUCCCGAGUGCAACUGCAGCAUAGGCUAUGUUGGAGACAUUGUCUGGGACGGCGCUGAUGUACGUGGCAAUUGCACUCCUGCCCCAUGCCAGGAUGGCUACCAAUUCGACAUAAAGUGGAACGGAGACCGAGUGACCCAUUGUACUCCUGCUCCAUGCGACAUUGAAAAUUCGACCAGGAAGCCGGGUCUCCAGUGCCAGUGCAAAGACGGUUUCUCCGGUGAGGUUCAAUGGCACCAAUCCAUUGCUUCUGGUGAAUGUCUGCCAGCUGCCUGCGGCGUUCCAUAUUCCACCGGCGUGGGGCCGGAUUGCAAGUGCGCGGACGGCUAUGACGGCAACAUCAGCUGGAACGGUUCACAUGCUAGCGGGGCAUGUGCACCGGCUGCAGGCUGUGCAGACAACGUUGAAAACAGCGUAGGCGAAGGAGCGCACUGCAAGUGCCAAGAUGGUUUCGCAGGCAAGGUUCUUUGGCAGGGUGCAGUGCUUCACGGAAGCUGCAAAGCAGCAGAGUGCCACAUAGAGAACUCCAACCUCGAACCCGGCCCAGGCUGCAGAUGCAAGGAUGGGUACCAAGGUGAAAUAGUGUGGCAAGCAGACCGUGCUAUCGGCACUUGUACUCCGGCGCCCUGCAUGAUCGAGAACUCUAACGAGAAGCCGGGCCACAAGUGCGCCUGUCUAGCGGGAUUUGCUGGGAAGAUCACUUGGAAAGGCAACGCACCGCACGGACCCUGCAAACCCGCGUCAUGUGCAAACAUUGAAAAUGCAGUAGGCAGCGGAAGAAGGUGCAAGUGCGAAGAUGGCUUUGAUGGCACGGUGACUUGGUCGGGUGCCAAUGCUUCGGGAGAAUGCAAGCCUGCAACCUGCACAAUAGAAAACUCCAACAAGGAGGAUGGAUACGCAUGCAAGUGCCUCGAGGGCUUCGGGGGCAAAAUUACUUGGUGGAAUUCACGUUCCUACGGCAGCUGCCUUCCGCUGGAGUGCAGAGGGCCUCAUUCCAAUGGCAAGGAGGGCCCUGGUUGCGGUUGUACGGAUGGGUUCUUCAUGAAUGGGUCCGAGGAGGAUGGGUAUGAUGGGUUCAUUUCCUGGAAAGGACUGGUAGAUGCAAACAACAACACCUGCAGAGCAGGGCAGGCCAUGCUUGUCCAUGGCCGCCGGCAACUGUAUUUUGGUGCAUACAGAAAAUAUGUGAAGUUCGAAAUGAGGUGGACUUCUGCAGACGCCUUGCCGCCGGCCAAGUGCAAGGUGGUGCCCGACCCAGAGCACUUUAGCCUUACACGCUGGUGCGCAGCGACGCCUGGGCAGCCGCUGUGCUCCCCGCAAAUCGUCUAUACCGUGACCAGCCGCAAUGCAUCUCACUAUGCUUGCGAUGGUUGCAAGACGCCGGAGCAUGCCUUGACUGAGUUUAGAGGUAGGCGUUGUGGAUAUGACCUUAUUCAGUGGGAGUCCUUCACCAUCAACCCUGGGUCGCCUGAUGCAUGCACAUGCAAUCUGUCCUUGAGCUGCAGCGAAGUACCUGCAGAUGAACUCCCCAGAGCUUGUUUCGAGGCCGCGGAGCCUGCGGUCCUGAGCUAUGGCCUUGCAGGGAAGGAUGCGGACGGCUUCUUCAUAUUCCAUGAGACCGGAGAGUUCCAUCGCACAUCCAGCAAGGGCAGUGCUGUUUACAAUGAUUUGCUGGGUGCCAUGUCUGCGCACGUCACCUGGCUUUCUGACGGGGAGAAUCUUCUAAUCAACACCUCCCAGGAGACCGAGUUUUGGCGGGGGCAUGGAGCCGGCUUGCAAUUCUUCUACGACGGCAGCGUCGAAAAUGACGCCUGGUUGCGCGCCAGAACGGUGCUUCCAGAGUGGUGGAAUGUGAAGUUCAAGCAGGAAGCGGCUCUGCCCGGCAGUUUCAACACCGACAAAUUGGCGGGCUGCGAGCUCGUUUUCAAGUCGAAGGGCUCAUGCUACAGUGCUCGGUUGGGGCAGGGUGUCUGGGUUUCGCCAGCACAGGGAGAUUGUGUGUUCCAGGAUGUCGCGAAGGCAAAGGGCAGCAUCGCUUACAAGUACAGGUCAUCAGCCUUUGGGCUCCAAACUUACAGAUCUGAUGUGACCUGCUACCCGACAGCAGCCUUCGAAGAAAUUCUUGUGCAGGUGGUCGAUGUCGGCAUGCCAACGGCGGAUUUCGACUACACGGUUGCAAGGUCUCCCUGCCGAACAACGAUACGCUACAUGACGGAUGCAAGGUUAAAGCUGUCCGAAUGCCGCAGCUUCUUCAAGUAG
Symbiodinium necroappetens is the source of this 2751-nucleotide messenger RNA. NCBI's taxonomy places the organism in Eukaryota, Dinophyceae, Suessiales, Symbiodiniaceae. The record is from the annotation of a GenBank genome assembly.